AUGGAGGGCUCCUGGUUAUUAUUCGAAACCACCGAAUCCAUCAUCGAAGUCCUAUGGGACAUCGCCCUCGCCUUCUUCGUCAUCCGCAUCUCCUUCUACUACUUCCUCCUCACCUUCCUCUCCAGCCUUUUACUUGGUUACCUCGCCUACGCCCAACUCCUACCCAUCACCACCUUCGCUCACUUCCUCUCCUCCUCAUCAGCAUCCGAACCUAUCAACAACCACAUCCUCCUGAGCUGGACCAUCCUCCUGACCAUCACCUCAGCAAUAUGGGCCCACCUCGUCCUCAGCCACUAUGAGGUACCCCGCGUCACCCAUUUCAGGUUAGCCAUCUGCUCCAUGGCACUGGCAUUCAUGGUCUCGGCCGAGAUGGUGGUUGCCUUUGUGCUGUUCGAGGAAGGAUAUGGAGGCUGGGUGUGGGAGGAGAUGAAGAGCGUGGCGGGCGUGGCUUGGGGAGGCUGGAUGGUUAUGUAUAGCGUGAUGCCGGUGUUGCUGAUGGGGUUGGAGAGGAUAAUGGAGGAGAAGAGGGAGGGUAGACGGAUACUGGGUCAUGGUUUUCACAGAGCUGGGACGGGUAUGCAUAAGUUACCGACUAUCAACGAGGAAAAGACGAUGAUGUACUAG
Sordaria macrospora k-hell is the source of this 624-nucleotide messenger RNA. RefSeq lists its product as uncharacterized. Lineage: Eukaryota; Fungi; Ascomycota; Sordariomycetes; Sordariales; Sordariaceae. The record is from RefSeq and is a predicted model, not a curated record.